AUAAAUAAAUAUGUCAAUUUACAAUGAAAUUUAUUAUAGAAGUCAAAUUGAUUAUUAGUUUUAUGUUUCAUAUCUAUGCUAAAUUGAUGCUACGACAUUCCUCUAGAUUAUUAAUAUUUGGGAUGCAGGUGUUUCCUGCAUUGAUCUAAUAGCUAUUUAUAUUUGUUUUCUUAAAAAUUACCUUCCACAAACUUAACUUGUCUCAGUGUCUAGCGAUAUGAAGAAUGGCUCACACUGAGGCUCCAUUGCCUUUAUUUGGAGACACUGGAAAACAUAUGCAGCACUUAUUGUAAAAGAAGGGCAGCCAGCAUCGUAAGAAAUUCCUUCUAGAAGUUUGCGAGGUAGAGAUGGUCUGAGUAUCAGAAUGGGAAGCCAGAAUACUAAAUAAAUCAGUCAGACGACGUUCUGGUAAUUUGUUAUAUUAAAUUCUAUUAUUUGUAACGAUAGAGGAAGAAGUAAAGUCGUGGACGAUGAAAAUCAUUACGUUGAUCGGAUAUAUAACGUUGACGUUAACAGGAGUUCUAAUCAGUACACUCAUUGGGGGAAUGGGAAGUUGGUCGAGUUCCUAUGGAAACGCAGGUUAUCUGGUCAAAUGCGGUUCCAGAGAUGAAACAGUGACUGUGAAAAGGACGAAGUUCACCCUACGAGAUGGUAUAAAUGAUGAAAAAGAGAUUACCUCACAAAAUAAAACAAGAGAUGAGAAAAUACCGCGAAACAUAACAAAAGUUAUAAUACUGACAUACAGGAGAAGUGGUUCAAGCUUUUUUGCCGAGUUAUUAAAACAAAACCCAGGUGUAUUUUUCAUAUUUGAGCCCCUUGUGCCUGUUGCUGAAAAGCACGGGGACCUUGACGUUCCUAUCGUGGGACCUGCUUACAUACGCGAAAUACUGAAUUGUCGUUUCGGCAGCAACUCAUUCCUCAAUCAGUCAGCGACCAUGAAGGGCUGGAGGUGGCAAUCUGUUUUCCGGGGAGUAAGUGACUUUAAAGCUAUUCCAAAGGUAUGCCUCGGGAGAGGGAUUGUUGCAACAAAGAUUAUUCGUCUGAGAAAUAUUGGUGAAAUUGCUCCGUUCUUUGACGAGGACACUGCGAUCCUAUCAUUGGCGAGGGACCCGAGGGGAAUUCUAAACUCUAGAAACAAGGAAAACGUAGAAUACAUGAACCAAACAUUAGAACAGAAGAAAAAUGACAUGAAAGUAUUGUGUUAUAACAUGCUAACUAACAUAAACUUCAUUCACGAUUUGGAUAAAAGUAAGAAACGACUUCGGUCAAGCGCUUUCAUCAAGCAAGUCCUAUAUGAGGAUUUCGCAAUGAAUCCAUUGAAUAACACAAAAGAACUGUACAAGACUUUGAACAUUGAAUUCCACGAGGCCGUUCAGCAAUGGAUAGAGAAGAAUACUUCAAAUAAUUCCAAUUGGGGCUCUGUGUACGGCACUAGCCGGAAUUCAUCUAGCCUCCCGUCCAUGUGGAGGCAUGAGCUCAGCCAAAAGGAACUACAUAUGAUUCAAAAUAUAACAAAUUGCUCAAAAGUAAUCAAAUUGCUUGGCUUUCAGAAAUAAAUAAUGUUUAAAGCAAAUAAGAAUAAAAUAAGCCAGUCCUAACACCAAUAACCAAACGGUAUCAAAUGGGCUAUAACCAUUGGGAAAACAAUUUGAAAAUGUGGUGGUUUACCCUAUCACAGUAUUUCGUCUGUGAACAGCAAUGUAACUUUGAAUGGUUUAUCACAUUUUAUACAAUAUAAUCAGAAGUCUUGAGGGGAU
Molecule: messenger RNA, 1757 nt
Organism: Owenia fusiformis
Lineage: Eukaryota; Metazoa; Annelida; Polychaeta; Sabellida; Oweniidae
Source: the annotation of a GenBank genome assembly